AUGGUUCUCGCACGGAAAGGGUCGUCGGUCAAGCGGAAAAGCGGCGGCAGUAGCUCGAUUGCAACUUCUACCUUGUCGGCCGAUGCAACCGCGCGUCAGGUAACGCGCGCAGAGUUUAUGGAGCUCGCUGCAGCGGUCACCCAACUCAAGAAAGACUCGUUGAGGCAUCAAGCAAUCGAGAGUCAACUCGCGAGCGAUCUCGAGUUUGCAAAUGCACAAGCUGCAGCGAACAAGACGGCUAUGGGUACGCUGGCAGAGCUGGUGCUUGAGAAGACGUCCGGUAUUGAGCAGCAAGGUGCGACGGAGUUGCAGACGCUGCAGGUGGAGUCAGAGCAGCGACUCACCGAUGUGAAGCUGGCGUUGGAGCGUCUCGAGUUCCGUCUCCGUCACCAAACCCGAGACUGUCAAGCACUGACGGAACAGGUUGAACGACAUCAAGAGGUAAUGCAGGCGAUGCGGACACAACUAGGGCAGACGCAACUACUCGUGGAGAAGCAGCAAGAAGACGCCAAGACGUUCGUGGAGAAGGUCGAGUACGCUCUUUCAUCCUCGGAGACCAACGUGAUGAUUGCCACUGCCCAGUGUGCACAGAAGCUCGAAGCUUUCCAGCAACGCAUGGUGGAGUACGUCAAGAAGCUCGAUGAUGACACACAAGAGCCCCUGAAGCAGCUAUCGUGGCAAUUACGAGACGUUGAGAGCAGGGGAAAACGUCAAACCACGCUGUUCCAGCAGGCUUUGGAUGAUCUCGUGGAGAUGCGACAGGCUUUGCAUGAGCUAGAGAGUCUGAAGGCGCUUGUCGAGCGGGAGCAAGAGUUUCGUGAAUACUCACGCAAAGAGGUAGCGCAGUCAUGUUUGUAUUUCUCUGUUCGUCAUGGAUCGUAUUGA
Messenger RNA from Phytophthora infestans T30-4, 885 nucleotides. RefSeq lists its product as uncharacterized. NCBI's taxonomy places the organism in Eukaryota, Oomycota, Peronosporomycetes, Peronosporales, Peronosporaceae. The coding region runs from base 1 to 885 and encodes 294 amino acids. The transcript has 3 exons. The record is from RefSeq and is a predicted model, not a curated record.